Chondrus crispus (carragheen) is the source of this 1941-nucleotide messenger RNA. RefSeq lists its product as hypothetical. The transcript has a single exon. NCBI's taxonomy places the organism in Eukaryota, Rhodophyta, Florideophyceae, Gigartinales, Gigartinaceae. The record is from RefSeq and is a predicted model, not a curated record. Gene Ontology annotation, molecular function: glycosyltransferase activity. Bases 1 to 1941 code for a protein of 646 amino acids.
AUGGCGCUUCCCCGUUCCCUCCGCCGGCUGCUGCUCUCUUUCCUGUGGCCGCGCCCGACGCACGCGCCGCCGGAUGAGUACGCCACCAAUUACCGCGCGUACUACGCCCCAUCGAAGAAGCGCCCGCGCCGCGCGAGAAGGCAGCUGCGCCCGCCGUCCGUGUGGGCGCGCCUGCCGCUGCUCAUGCUGUACCUAGUGCUUACUCUGUGCGUGGUCGCGAAACUUUCAGGCAAGCAAAUUUCUUUUGCCUUUCGCAGAGAGACGGAGGGCAGAUCCGUGGGCACCACGAGAAUACCACCCCAGUCGAGAGGGGAGACGAGAGUCGUCGCUGUGCAGGCCGACCAUGUGGUCGAGGGUAUGCGCCCGCCGCAGUUUGGCGAGGAAGAUGCUGGGGAGGGGGGUGGUGCGCGUGGACAGGAGACGGCGGGAACUUUGCACGCUUUGGAUGACUCUUUGGCGAGCGGAGAUGAUGACAUGGACGAGGCGUCUUUCUCGAACAGUCGUAGCAGCAGUCCCAGCCGCGCAUCCGCACAAAAGUCGUAUUCGCUUUCCCCUGCUGCACAGAUACUGCAAGCACGGGACCAUGUGCAGAACUUGUCGAAGGAGCGCCACGCGGUUGAAGAGAGGGAGAUCGGGACGAGGACGUGCUACCAUUCGAGCAAGACGUCAGACGCGGUGUGCGUGCAUGUCCCGUUUUGUGUCAGGCAUAAUAGUAUCGUGUAUAUGAGCGAUACGUUGAAGUGCGCGCCUUAUUCGAAUAAGCAAGGCACGCUGGGAACGCUUUCGAUGGGGAGAUGUGUCGAGCUUGAGAGGGAGCUGGAGACGGAGGCGCAGAUUGAACAAGUUGAGCAUAAGCCGAAGAGCUGGCUCGAUUCCGUGAAUAGCGACGGUAAUAUUCUUUGGUUUGAAGGGGAUUCCGUGUUUGUUCGUAUGGGUGUGAAAUGUAAGAGUGUCAUGCACUUUGUCAACCGAAUUUUUAUGCUCCAUCAUGUGCUCCAACACCCCGAAAGGUAUGGCAUGGGUGGUGUUAGUAACGUCGUUGUGGCUGCAGAUGAAUCUGUAGCAAAGAAAAUUCGUUAUACUAAGAGCUGGCAUCACGGACUUUUGAAGGCUAUAGUACAUCCCAACAAACUGCAUUUUGGUCAUAAGGGGAUGCCAGAAAUGGUCACUUCAGUGCCGUCGACGCCUGGGGAGAUUCGAGUAUUCGUGCCGUCUGGAUUGUGGGAUCUCGCCAAGGGCAAGCAUGUUCCGUGCUUCAGAAGAGCCGCUAUUCCAGGUUCGCUCAAAACUCAAUUCUUUCUCUCCGAGGAUGUCUUCCCCGGCGUUGUCGAGACGGGCGCGGAGACUUCGCCGACCAAGUAUCGGGAUGCCGAUGUGUUUCGGACAUUAUUGUUCCAGUCUCUUGGACAUAGCAGCCCGCCCAAGAUGAAGAAAGAGAUUUUAUAUCUGCACAGGACGUCGACGAGGACGUUUACCCGUGCGGGACAGGACAUUUUGGAAUCGACGCUCACAGAACUGGCCAAGCAGGGUGGAUUUGAGUACCGGCUCUUGGACGUUGCAGGAAUGACUUUCCCGGAGCAAAUCGCGGCCGUGGCGGGCGCAGGUGUCGUUGUCGGGGUACAUGGGACGCAGAUGCUGAACACAUUGUUCCUGCCUGCCGGGGCUGCGAUCGUAGAAAUUUUCCCUUCUGGCCUAUCGAACAACAUGUUUGUAGGUGGCAGCGGGGCUGGUCUGCACUACGCGCGGUACCAAUUGCUCAAGGGGGACCCCUUUCCGCAGCUGUCAGAAUUUCAAGGACUGGGGCACUGCUUGAAGGUGAGUCGUGAGUGCCGGACGUGGUAUCAAUCGGACAAUCGCAAGCUUAGCUUUGGAAUUCUGGACGCUGCGGCGGCCGGUAGCAUUGUGCAGGAAGCGAUCUCCCACGUCGCAAAGUCUCUGUGA